Schistosoma turkestanicum is the source of this 8784-nucleotide messenger RNA. NCBI's taxonomy places the organism in Eukaryota, Metazoa, Platyhelminthes, Trematoda, Strigeidida, Schistosomatidae. The record is from the annotation of a GenBank genome assembly.
AUAGUGAAGUGAUAUUGGACCCUCGAAAUUUAGGUAUUCGUUUCUUAAGCUGUGCGUUACUCUAAAUCAUGUUUACCGACUGAUGCUAUACGUUUUAGUACUAGUGGACGUAUAAAUGUCAGAUAUCAUGAUAUCAGCUAAAUCAGUCGUUGAUGUUGUUCCUUGUGGAUGUCAGUACUUGUCGGAGUUUUGUCAUGAAGACAGCAUGCGAACUGUAUCAAACACGUCAAAAGAUCAGCCUUCUUACUUCUGGAGAACAUGGGGCUCUGGUGGACUAUUCGAUGAGCUCUACAUUUCUCGAAGUACCAUUGUGUGGAGCUAUGUGACGGAAAUCGCUGGUUCCUUUCCAAAACUAGUACUCAAUUUUGAUACUCCAAUCAUAGAUGCGUUCAAAUCUUCGUUUUUUCUGCCUGCUCUUCAUUCUGGUCAGGGAUUUUUGCCCUAUGUAAAUGAGAAUAUACCUGGACGAAUCCAAGAAGGAUUGUCUAUUUUCGAGUCGGAGCGAAUGACUUUUAUUGAUGAUUGGGGAGAGCUCUACACAGUACGGAUUCCAUGUCGCAUAGGAGAGGUUUGGGCUCUAAAUACACUUGUUCUUCUUGAACGUCAGCCAAAUGAUCAUGAAAUCAGGUUCGAAAAUUCUAACACAAUACCGUCGAGUUCAUGUGCGUUGUUUUCAAUGUUCAGUCUCACACAUCCACUUGAUGAAGCUGCUCCUGUUAUCUUGAAAGUUCCUCUGCCUAAUGGCGGCUUUGGAAUAGGUUUUGUCAGUGAUAUACAUUUAAAAAUAAUCGGUGUUAUUGCAUCGCUUAAUAUGGUUAUAACAUACCACUCCUUAACCAGACUGCACUCUGUUUGGCUUUUGGAGAAGGCGUCGUCACAUGACUACAUAUAUUUAUAUCAAAUGGAUGCUGAUGGCCGCGCCAGUGUGGCUACACAUGCAUUAACUGGUUUAGUUUACCAACCUGAAUCUAUGAAAUAUGUUGAAAAUGUUAAUAAAGAUGCGAAUACUUUUGAUGAAAAUUCCGUUAGAUGUUCACCAAAUCCUACCAUUUGCUUGAGUCCUUUUGCUGCAUCUUUGUCACGUUUAAGGAGAACUGAAACACAAUCUUUUAGCCUGAAUCACAGUGGUAAUCUUCCAACUCCUAGUCAAUCUUCGGUCGCUCCUUUUACGCCUUCAAACCUUGAUGCUUACAUUAGCCGUCUUUCUAAUAUCACACCUUCCAACAACAUGAGCCAUUUGCAAUAUGCAGCCAAUAGUCCAUCAACUUUUCUUUUAAGAAAGGGAUCUGUUUUACAAUCGCAGCAAACAGGAAAUACUUGCACACCUAAACCAAUCGGUAACAUUCAGACUCCGAAACACAACGUCACAGCAUUACAUGGACGACUCUCCUCUACAAGGCGCAGUAUAUAUUCUUCUAAUCAGCUUGAAACUCCCGUUCAAACUGAGAAGCUCUACACUAUUGAUCCCGAUCAAGUUGAAAACUUGCUUGAUGAGCCGCUGCUCCCAAAAGUUUGUUUGCGUCUGGUGUGGUCAGAGCCGUCUUCGGUACGAUCACUCAGUACACCAACUAAUACUGGUCCUUUAAGUCCAGUAAAUAAUGAAUCCAGUUACAAAAAAGAAAACGUUAGUAGUGUCAUCCCUUAUUCCUCUGAUCUACCGGCUUUCGGUCGCUUUGCUUUAUUAAGUCGUCGUCUACCAGAUUUACUUUUUCCUUUCUCUAAAACUGAACCACUUGUUUUUAAUAGUCCUGGGACUACAAAAAGCAAAACUCCUCAUGGGAAUUUCUUUAACUGUUAUCAGACACUACCAAAUGCUAAAGAUGUAACUAUUCCACAACAUAAAUCUGGUCCAAUGAAAUCACGUGCAUUUUUGGCUGUUGAUAUAAUAUCUGCUUCAUGGAUUUGUUUUCUUACUGGUUCAUCUGGUUUCCACGAUAAACAAUCAAGAUUAGCUUGUUUACGCGUAAAUGAUAAAUAUCUGGAUUGUAAGCAACUGGACAACUUUCAAACAGUUUUUGGUGAUUUGGUUUAUCUUCGAGCUUGUGAGGCUGUGUAUGUGCCUUAUUCACGAAUAACUAUUUGUUUAGAACCUGGAGUUGGCAUAGUUUUAUACACAGGGAUCAAGAAGAUUUGCUUACUUGGUUUGAGUCCACCUCCACUUCUCAGCAUGUACCUUGCAGUAGGUGGUCCACAAGUUGUAAAAUCAAGAUUGAAACAUGCUGCUUCAGAUUCUGAAAUACCCUUUAUUGUGCGACCUGAUCUUUUGAGUGCUGAACGAUGGCGUCAGAAUACGGUUAAUUCAGUGCUGUCUAAAUGUAUAUCUGUCGUGACUUCAAACUCAAUGUUGAUUGAUCAGCCUUGUACAGUUUUAUCAGGAUCGAACUGUAAUGAAAAAUCCUUUAGUUUUAAUGAACUCCCAAGUGAUUUGGUAAACGUCAAGGAACUGCAUACUCAGCAGGGUAAUGAUCAUCUUAGCAAAACAAACCAUUCAAAUAUUGAUACCAAAAACUGUAGUAAAAUGCAUGCACAGGACAAGCGUUCGGAAGUAAAAUAUAUGGAGAGAAUUUCUUUGUGUGAUCCAGCUGGAAAUGCUUUUACAAUAGUGAAUCAAGAUAAAGCUAUUAGUUUAGAUGAAUGUACGAACUUAUUAGAUUCGAAUCGAUUACUUCGUGUCUAUUUGCCAACCGUUACAGAAAACGAAAUGGUGCAACGAUGUUUAACAAGUUUGAAUUGUUGUUUACCUGAAGAUGCAAGUCUUCUAGUUUUUACUCGUUGGUAUGUAAUAUCCAAUGCACCGGGAACAAAACAUUCGUAUAAAUUCCAAGAACCUGAGACAAAUUAUUGUGAUGACACAGAUGAUCUUGAAAUGUACCAUUUUGAUGGACCCGAAGAAUGGAAUCGUUUUGCUAAUUUCAUAUUAUCAGCUUCAGGUUUUUCUCUUUCUCAUCGGCGCACUGAAAACAUCAUAUCUUUAGAAUGUGGAAAUAAUGUAGGUGGCGUCAGUCAAUCGUCUAAACGUCAUCGACCCAGUAAUAAAGAAUCUUCAGAAUUAGAUUGGAAUAAUCUGACCAAUCUCUUAGAUUUAGGCUAUGAUAAUGAACUGGUUCAUCCAUCUUUAUUUCUGCCGAAAUCAACUAAUUUGUCAUUCGAAAAAAUGGAUUUUGACAAAAAUCUGAGCAUGAAUGAUCAAAAACAAACCAUUUACAUAUCGUAUAUUCGCGAUGAUCCUGAUAGUCGUAUUAUUCUUUCUUAUCUGCCGACUAUAUUGUUCGCCUUUCAUUUAACCUAUGAAGAAGCUAAAUUGAAUUCCAUUCUACAAGACAAAGUAAAGCAUUUGGCCGAACUCAAUUUCAUCAUUUCAAGUAUAUUAAAUUUGUCGGCUUAUACUGCGUUUUAUGAAACUGAAUAUUCAAGUUUAUGUAACAUAUCUCUCGUUACUGAAGUUAAACUUCCGGCUGAGGCCUUAAAGUGGCCGGACAAAAUAUCGUUUGAUGUAGCACCUUGCUUGUUAAUGUGGAUAACAAAACAGUUGGAAUCAGUUUCUUCUGGUGGCACUUCUGUUAAACCAAAUCCUUAUCCUUAUUUGACCGGUGUAAAUGAUUUAGCAACGGCUUUAGCAGGAGUGAUCGUCUCAGCUUUGUCCACAGAAAAAUUGAACAUGCUUAAAAGCGCAGAUCCAAAGUUGGCGGUCAAACACCUUUUUGAAUUUUGGUCCAGUCAAAUAUUCACAUGGAAAACAUUUGCAAAGUCCAAUAGUUCAGUUUAUGAAUAUUCAUCAAGGAAAAGAGAUGAUUUUCCAGUAUUUAAUGAUGAUGAAGUUAAACAUUGGCUACAGAAUGCUGGCCCUUACGCUUGUUCUUAUGUUGAGACACUUUUAACUUGUGUUACAUUGUCUAGCAAUAAAGUGUCUCACGAAACUAAUUUAACUGGUUUACCGAUUUCUGCACAACAUUUGGGAUUAUUAUUUCUUAGUCGAUUGGAGUCAAGCAGUACAGUGUUCCAUGGUGUGUUGAGCAAGAGAUUUCGUGUACUACCGUCUGGAUUAUCAAUGAUUUUACGUAUUUUUCUUAGCCGUUGUCGAUUGCAUCCCCCACCAAAUUGUGAUCCUCAUGUAUAUAGUUUAAUGGGACGUACUGAUUUGGCGAAGCAAGCGUAUAUGCUUAAUUAUCAAGGAAACUCUGUUUUUGAUCCAUUAUUGAACUCAGCAUCUAAUUGUUCCAACUCUGCUGGUGCAAGAUCUGAACCGAUUGGUCUUUCUAAAGCAUUACCUGUACCUUCGUCUAUCAGUGAAACUUCCUCCUGGUCCAUCGAAGAACGAUGGUCAAAUUUAGUUCUUCCUCUUCGAGAUGUAGGAUCAAUGUCAACGAAUAUGGCUGUAUCACCUCAUGCUCUUUUGUACCAUAUAGAAAACAAUCCUUGUUGUCAAGCUUCCUUCAAGGAUGAUUUACGCCUUCGUGAAGCAUAUCGUCUCCUUCAAAGUUUCAGUCAUAUUCGCCUUCCUCGUCUAAAUUCUGAGGAUCCUGUCAAUACAUCUCCUAAUAGUGCGCCUGGAUCUGAUUUAAAUGCUCGUUUGACAGAAGCUAGGCUUGAAAUGCAUUUAGCUGCAGCCGGUAUUCGUGUCUGGGCUUCUGUUAUUGGUCGUGGAAUGCUGACUUUUGGAAUCCUUACAGGUUCAAAAGUACCAACACAACUUCGUGUACCAUCAAUAUGUUUGCGUGGUCGAGCGGUUUCCCCAAGUAGCGGAAGACGUGUUUUGGUUGACCUUGCUCGAGAGCCCCUUGGACCUACCAACGCAAAUGUAGGUGCUAACAGGACUCCUGGAACCGCUGAAGUGAUAGCAAGUGGCUUAGAUAUAGCUGGUGGCGGUGGGGAUAGAUUGGGUACUUCUGGUGUCCAGUGUAUUGAUGCAUCUAACCAUCCAGGAAACUCUGUAGCACUAGCUAUUGCAUCUUCAAUAGCCUCAUGUGGUGCUGGAGCAUCUUUGCGUACUAUAUCUUUAGGACUGAAGCGUAUGACACCAAUCAAUAACUUGCUUAACAAUUAUGCCAGUUCAAAUAUAUCCACAGCAGCUACAAACUCAGCGUCUUCUACUGCUUCAUUACUAUCUACCGCCAAUAUUCAACAGGCUCCAGGAGUAUUGGCUGCAAAACAUUGGCCAGGUUUUCAUAAUGGAGUGGCUGUUGGUUUAAGUAUAUCGCCUCAUGCCUCGAUUGAUGCAACAUGGAUUCUUUAUAACUGUCGUGCUGCCGGAUGUACAUCCGCUAGUCAUCGUAGAAAUAAUCCUCGUACUAAUCAAGAUUCUGCAUCAUCUGUGGAUACAUUUAGUCCCGAACAAGCUGGUUUAAUACUUGGUUUAGGUUUAAAUGGUCAUUUAAACAAAAUCACACCUUAUGAUAUAGGAGAAUAUCUUGUACGAGUUCAUGACUUACACAGUAUGGCUGUACUUUUAGGGUUAUGUGCUGGAAGACGAGGUACAAUGGAUCAGUCUGUUUUGCGACUUAUUGCAGUUCACUACCGUCCACUUUUACCAUCUGAUCCUUUAAUUAAUGUUCAACUUAGUGUUCCUAAUUUAUGCCAAGCAGCCGCCAUUUUCGGUCUUGGGUUACUUUAUCAGGGUUCAGCACACCGACAUAUUACUAAUUUGUUAAUUAAUGAACUAGGUCGUUCGUUAAGUGAAGAUUCUCAUUCUGAUAACGCACAUUUAAGGCUAAGUGCAGAUACAGACUCCCAACAAACUGUUCCCAAUGGAUCUAAUAAUAAUUCUACAAGUAAUACCGUUGGCUGGACAGGUGCUGGUGGUUCAGGAGGUUUUGCAGGAGACAGUUGUGAGCUUAUGGCUCUUUCAGCAGGUCUUGCACUUGGGCUUGUGCUUCUACAGAGAGGUGAUACACCAUGUGGAUUGUCCGAUCUAAAAUGGGCGGAGAAGUUACAUGCGUAUAUGACUUCAGGCCCAAAGAGCUCAAAUUCGUCUGUUCCCGAUCACCAAAAAUACAAUGUGCACUUUUCAUGUGAUCCACGCGAAAGGUUUUUACCUAUUCAGCGCGUAAAAAGCAGAGGUACUCCUCGUCGGAUAACCGAAGAAUCAAGGCGGCCACAUCAGACCAAUGUUGAACCUGCCAGUCCUCAAAAUAAUUUAUCCAAUUGUUCCACGAGAGGGGGUGCCUCUUUCUCCUUCCGGACUCCAAGCUUAUUGCUGCACAGCGAUUACACGACGGAACCAUUAGCUGAUCCAGAGCGAUUUCUAACCAGUGACUAUCUACAUAAUUCAUUCGAUAUCAGAGGAAUCUCCACAUCCAGUCGACAAACUUCGUAUCGUCGUCGCAAUUCAUCGAAUACUGGCCCUGCAAUAUCUCCACCUCUAGCGAAUGCUCCUAAUAGAUUCUCGUCUACUAUCAACGACCUAGCUGGUCGUUUGGACGAAUGUUCCACUAAAACAACAUGGAAAAAUCCACAGAUACGGGACCUCCACUGCUACAAUGCCGACGUUAGCGCACCUGGUGCCAUGAUGGCACUUGGAAUGGCUUAUUUGGGUAGUGGUAACUCUACCGUUAGUAAUUGGCUUCUCCCGCCAUCUUCUUUACGCCAGUUGGAGCUCAUUCGACCUGAUUUGCUCUUGUUCCAAGCACUUGCAUAUGGUCUUGUAAACUGGAAUUCCAUAGAACCAACUCAAGAGUGGAUAGAUUCUUACAUACCAGGACAGUUGUUUGAAAAGCUUAGAGAGUCUAUCAGACCAAGACCAAAGUUACAUUCACCUGACAUCUCAGAUAUUCGUGCUACAAUGGGGCAAACUGAUUUGUCCAGUGAAGAUGAUGUUGAAAAUCGAUGUCCAGAUCAAACAUUCACUGAUUCUUUAUACUAUGCAUCUGGACGUUCUACACAUAAUAGGGGUCGUCGAGGUACAGUAAAUAAUGUUCGUGGCCGACCUGUUCGACGUUCAAGAAGGUAUGAUAUUAGACAUUGGUCUGGAGACGAAUCUAAUAUCAACAAUAUCAAAGCUAUUCCUGGAAAAAUUGAAUGGUUUGAUCAAUUUGGAUUGCAAAACAAGGAUUCAGUAGAUAUUGAAGCCAUAAGUUUGGCUUACUUAAACAUUCUAGUUGGAUGUGCCUUAGCUAUGGGUUUACGUUAUGCUGGAACAUCGAAUUCCAGUGCAGCUAAUACAUUGUACUCUCUUACAGUAAGUCUUUUAGACGGUACUUGGUGGCCUCCAUCACAAUUUACUUCCAAACUACUGUCUCAGAAUAAACAGUGGGAUUCAGAACAAAUGAAAGCAAAUUUACCGAAACCGACGCUAGCGCAAUGUGCAGCUCAAUGUCUCUUAGCUCUCUCUAUGAUACUUGCUGGUUCUGGCAAUUUGACUGUUCUCAAAAUGGUUCGACAACUGCGAGCUAUUCAUCUGUUCAAUCUUAAACCAGAUACACUGAAUUCUGGACCAAGCAAUAACACUGGGUCAGACUCACUCUAUCAUACUGUUACAGCUGCCGCAGCUCGUGCUGCAGCAACCACACAAACAGUUUCCACUAGCUCAACAGGAACGUCUGUUAGCGGCCCAGUAUCUGUAGCGUCAGUAUUUGGUGCUGCUCUUGGUCCGAGUUACGGAUUACAAAUGCUUCUUGCUAACACUGUUGGUCUGUUGUUUCUCGGUGGUGGACGAUUAACUCUCGCAAACACACCAGAAGCUGCUGCAAUGUUGGUUAUAUCCUUUUUCCCUCUCCUUCCUACAUUCGCUGGUGAUAAUUGGUAUCAUUUACAAGCUCUUCGUCAUCUUUACGCCCUUGCCACCAUACCUCGACGUGUCUGUGCUGUAGAUGUAGAUACUGGCCGUGUUGUUCUGUCUAAUUUCGAGGCCAAACUUCAGGAAUCCGAUGCUAUACUUUCAUCAGAAGAUACUUUUAUAUUUCCAUCUGAUGUAUUGGAUAACAUAAGUUGGCUUGAAAUCAAUCAUAACUCUGAGAAAUAUUGGCCUACUGUUUUUUAUCAUGGAACAAAUAAUUGGGAUUUGUUUAAAAAAACAUUUUAUACAGCUGGUUAUAUUUUUGUUAAACAACGAAAUGAAGGAGAAGAAUUGAAUAUUUUGCAAUCAUGGCUCGAUGAAUGUUUGAAAGAUUGGUUGGAUUUAUGCAUAUUAAAACAAUUAAAGCUGUUAGUGACUUUUUUGAAACGAUUUCCAUCAACAAACAAAUUCAAUGCAUCGAAUGAUCACAGGCCUAUUGGAAAUUCAUCUGCAUCAAUUUCAUCAUGCUCUGAUUUGGGACGUAUUUUAGCUGCUCGUGUUACUCAACAAUUUAUAAAACAUAAAGAUGAGCUGUCAGUUGGUUUGAAGAAUUACUAUUUCAAUUUAUCCGACAUUACACUCAGUCAGUAUAACACAUUCCAAUCCAGUCUAGUCAAAGCAUUCCGAUUAUGGUUCAGUUUACCUGAUUAUACUGUUCUAUUGCCUCAUUUACCUAAAGAUGAUGCGAUAUCGUUGGCCAACUUCCUGUCAAUCGUAAAACAACAUAGUCCUACAACACCUGUUCCAAAUAUACUUUGGUUGCACAGAUUUCUGUAUACAUGUCAUUAAGGAGUUCAAAUCUGUGUGCAUGAAAUGAUGAUUGAUUUUUGUGAUUAAAUAAUCAUAACAUUUCGUUUAACUGAUGUAUAUGAUAUUUCUUAUUGUUAUGUUUAUACUGCACAUUUGUAAUGACUUAUAAUUUGUUGUUUGUAAAUAUACGUGUGUUAUACAAAUUUUUUUUUCGUCAGCUUCAAAAUGAUUUGUGCCGUUAUGAUUCUUAAUUUUUAUUGUUA